Pantherophis guttatus is the source of this 4226-nucleotide messenger RNA. RefSeq names its product galactose mutarotase (gene GALM). The record is from RefSeq and is a predicted model, not a curated record. NCBI's taxonomy places the organism in Eukaryota, Metazoa, Chordata, Lepidosauria, Squamata, Colubridae. Gene Ontology annotation, molecular function: aldose 1-epimerase activity; carbohydrate binding. Gene Ontology annotation, biological process: glucose metabolic process; beta-D-galactose catabolic process via UDP-galactose, Leloir pathway.
GGGGGUGUGUGUGAACGUUUUGCUGGAAACAAAAGGGACCGAGGAAACGGAGUGUUCGGAUUGUUCUCUUCCUGUUUACUCUGGAGGAAGUCUCGGGGAAUUAAGUGAAUUUGCGCUAAGUAACCGAGCGUGGAAUUCUCCUUGGAACCUAGUUUCGCAGCCUUCAGAAACUUGCUUCUGCAUGCAUCACAGUCGGCUGCAAGUCUAACAAAGCGAGUUUUCUUGCCUCUCCACAUCAGCUGUUGGACAAUUGAUUGCGGACGGAAUCCGUUUGCCCCACGUCCGCCUCAUUUCCCCUUCCCGGGUCUGGCUGCUGACCGACGUCUAGCGCCAAGAGGAAGAAACGAUGCUUGAGGUGAAGAAAGAAGCCUUUGGUGAAUUGCCUCUUGGCGGAGGAACCGUGGAAAAAUUCCUGCUCGCAUCCGACACAGUCAAAGUGGAAAUCAUAUCCUUAGGCUGCAUAAUCACUUCCUUGAAGACUAAAGACAGAGACGGAAAGUUUUCAGACAUUGUUCUAGGCUUUGAUCAUUUGGAAGGCUACCUCAGCAAGCACCCUUAUUUUGGAGCUACCAUUGGGCGGGUUGCUAACAGAAUUGCCAAAGGGAAAUUUACAGUGGAAGGACAUGAAUACCAACUGGCCAUCAAUGACGGCUCCAACAGUUUGCAUGGAGGAGUCAAAGGGUUUGACAAGGCUAUCUGGUUGCCUGAAAUCCUGCCAGAUGGUGUCCGCUUUUUCAGAAUAAGUCCAGAUGGUGAAGAGGGAUAUCCUGGUGAGCUGAAAGUAUGGAUAUCAUAUACACUCAAAGAUGGGGAGUUAACAAUUAAUUACAGAGCUCAAACUAGUAAGACUACACCAGUCAAUCUAACAAACCACGCUUACUUCAAUCUUGGGGGUCAGGGUUCAUCUAAUAUCUAUGACCAUGAAUUUACCAUAGAGGCAGAUUGUUACUUGCCAGUGGAUGAAACUCUGAUUCCAACAGGAAAGAUCACACCAGUGCAGGAUACUCCAUUUGACCUGCGAAAGCCUAAAGAACUUGGGAGACAUUUGCAGAAGUUUCAGCUGAAUGGAUUUGAUCACAACUUUUGCUUGGUCCAGAGAAAAGAACCACAUUUCUGUGCCAGAGCUUAUCAUCCUCCUAGUGGCCGAAUGAUAGAAGUUUAUACAACUCAACCUGGUGUUCAAUUUUAUACAGGGAAUUUCCUGGAUGGGACUCUAAAGGGUAAAGAGGGCCAUGUGUACUUCAAGCAUUCUGGUUUCUGCCUUGAAACACAAAACUGGCCAAAUGCCAUGAAUCAGCCUACUUUUCCAGAUGUCCUGCUGUACCCAGGAAAUGAAUACAAUACCACAACAUGUUUCAAGUUCUCUGUAUCUUAAAUGAAAUCUUGCUACAAGUUAAUUUUGCAAAAUUAUUUUAACUGAUUUAAGCAAAUUCUGAAUAUCCUAAUUAUAGCACAAAUUUCAUCCAAGCCAUUAAAAAAGUAGUAUUUGGAUAAGUCCCCUUUUAAUAGUAGAAAAGUAGUAAAAUUUAAGUUCACUCAACAAAUUGAAUAUUAUCAUCUCUAUCUGCAGUUUACCACCUUUUGUAGCCAAAAUUGUGGAAACCUUUUGGGAAAAGUGUAUUUUUGAGGUUUGAUGGCUAACAUUUUUUUUCAGUUUCAAGAUAAUCAUAUUCCACUGCUGGAAUGGCCUGGGAAUAGCCCAGACCUUAACCCAAUUGAAAAUCUAUGGAGCCGACUAAAGAAACUUGUUAUUCAGAAGCAACCCAGCAAUAAAACCCAGUUAAUAGAAGCAAUCAUUCAAUCUUGGUUUCACAUUAUAACAGCUGCAGAACUAAAAGACUUGGUUCACUCCAUGGGAAGAUGUUGUAAGGCCAUAAUUCAUGAUAUCGUUUUUAAUUAAUGGGGCCAAAUUUAUAUAUAUAUAUUUAAUUGUAUUUUAAUAUUUGCACUUUAUGUUUUUACUUGGCUGUUCACCGCCCUGAGUCCUCAGGGAGAAGGGCGGUAUACAAAUUCAAAAUAAAUUAAAUUAAAUUAAAUUAAAUAAAGGUUACCCAACUAAGAAUUAACUGAUGUGUUAAUUUUUGUAUAUCUUGUUUUUUCUGUUUCACUUUUCUUUUUUAUACUGUAACUGCUAUUCUUAUAGCAAAUCCUUCAUAAAAGUUAUUGCGUUACAUUCUUGAUUAAAUUAUCUUUCCAUUGAUAUAUAAUUUUAUGGUACUACUCCAAAAAAAAGUGAUGUUAUUAGCUAGUUUUAGAAAAUACUUUUUCCAAAAGGUUUCCACAAUUUUGGCCACUACUGUAAAUAGAAAGUGAAGUCCUAAUUUAAAAUCGUGAAGACUUUCAUUAAGGUGGCCUGUGGCAGUGUUCCUUGACAAUUCAGGUAUUACUGAGACAUAAUAAUCUGAUCAUAGAUAUUUGGCAAUGCAGUUUCCACUAUUCCAGAAUCUAAAAUUCCAAAUAUGGAAUACUAAUGUUGAGCACUCUGGAUAGUUCAAAUGGUUAACAUUGUGUCAUCACCUCUUUAAUUCAACCAUUUUCUGGUGCCAUACAGACUCAGGAAGAGGCAGAGCCAAAGAUAUAAUGUAAAUAUACUGAUAACAGUUCUGAAUGGUUGCAUAUCCUUAAUGCAUUGCUAGAUUUCAGUUAGGUGUAUGUAAAUCAGCUCAAAACAACUCAAUACUAUAUACACAAUUUGCUUGCCAUUUAACAGCUUAGAACUGUUUUCCACACAAUCUACUCUGGUGUAAUUAGGAACUGAUAUUGUAAUGGCAUCGUAUCUAUUUCACCAAUUUAUUUUUUUCUUUAGGAUAAUUAAAAAAAUAAUUCCCAGUAUGUGGCUUAAUUUUCUAAUUGUAAAAACAAUAGAGUUCAUAUGGUGAAUAGAUAUGCUGCAACAUUACCUAGCAUGUUUAAAGGGCUUGAGACAGAUUUCUCAUUAGAACCAGAUUUGCAAUGAAUGAAUCCAUUAUAAAAUAAAGCACAUCAAAUUCCAGCCCUCAAUUUUAUGAUUAGGCCAGAUCACUUCCACAGUAAUCUCUAAUCUUUAGAUGGUAUUUCAUAGAUGGCAUAACCCCAGAAAUAAGGGUUCAAUAUAAAGGCUGAGGAGAGGAUCUACUACUUAAAUCAAUCUCAGUGCCAAUCUUAAAAUUGAUUGAAGCCAAUCCCACCUUUCCCAAAUAUAGUAAAUUGGCCCUUUAAAUUGAAUGUGUUAAUUUUGGCAUACAAUACUGAGGUCCAGAUUUAUCAACAGUGAGACCCCCCAUGGAUUUUUUAUCAGAAAGGGUGAGCCAGACCUCUCCAACUUCAAGUGAUUUAUGAACCAACUCGCUUUUCAAGCUUGGUUUGCAGAACCUUUUCACAUUAAAAAAAAACAACAGCUUGAUAGAUGUGGCAAUAUAUAUUCUAUCACUAUAUGAGAUCCUAGAUUAAGUCUGCAGUUAAUGGCAGUUUUUAAGGAAUGAAGCUAAAAUAGUCUCUACAAUUAACCAAAGAAAUGAAUUUGUGUCAAAGUAGCUAUUGAAGCUUUAUUUCAAUAAAAGUUUGUUCUCAACACAGAAGGAUACUUCACCUUUUAUAAUUUAUUCAGUUUAUAGGAAUACAGUGGCCAAUAGGAAGGACUAUAAAAAAUGGCAAGGAAAUGCAAUCAGACAACUGGGGAAAUACUGUAGCCAUGCUAAGCAUUAAACUAUACAGCAUCCCUUAAAAAGCACUGCAACUUAUUUAUUGCAAAUUCCUGCCUUUUCUGUAGAAUCCCUGCAAUCCUAAAAAUGUAUGAAGUGUAGCUAAAGUCAUGUGUCUUUUUGUAGAAAUACUUGAAUCAAAGUGUUGACAUGGGGGAUAUGCAGCAUUUUGCUUUUGAAGUCCAAAAGUUGCUUUGAGAUAUGUUGCUCCUUAAAGCUGAUACAAGCAAGCUGGGGAAACAGUAUAGCUGUACUGAGAUAUUGCAGAGUGUUACUUGAAUUGUUCUUAAAUUUCAUCCACCAAUAGAAAAUGAUGUUUAGUAGUCUGGUAUUAUUCUUCAUAUAAGAGGUUAAGUGUGUGGUACAGUGUGUGUAAGACUAGGAUCAAACCCAAAUUUAAGUUUUCCCUUAGCCAUGCAAUCUCACUGAGUGAUUUUGGAUCUUAUUCCAUUUAUUUUACAAGAUUAAUCUAGGGAUGGAAGGCAACAAUUUCAUACUGAAUUUCAUGAGAAAAAAGGAUACAAAGAAAAUAAAAUGUGGAAUAAA